Molecule: messenger RNA, 1243 nt
Organism: Metschnikowia bicuspidata var. bicuspidata NRRL YB-4993
Lineage: Eukaryota; Fungi; Ascomycota; Pichiomycetes; Serinales; Metschnikowiaceae
Product: putative tRNA acetyltransferase
Exons: 1
Coding region: 292-1152 (286 amino acids)
Biological process (GO): tRNA modification
Molecular function (GO): RNA binding
Source: RefSeq, a predicted model, not a curated record
CACUUUGGAGGGUUCUAUGCUGUGAGGAGGUAAUUUUGGUUUUUUCUUCGAGUUCGGCGAACCACACGUUUCGAUGCUCUAUAUUGUUCGUAGUUCUCGUUCAUUCUACGGACUCAAUGUUUUGUUUUGCAUAUUACUGUAUCAAAAAAUACGGGUGCUCAUUAUAGUAACUCUGUUUUGUGGGGUCUAUUUUUCAGGUUUAUUACUUAGAUAGUACUCGCACUCCGACUUAAGUCUGAGGACAAUUUUGGUGCGAGCAAGAGCUCAUCUCAACAAUCACCAGUCAACAAAAUGGGCAAGAGAAGAUCUGAUUCCGGAAAUGGUAACAAGAAUAAGAAGUACAAAGUCAGUUGCUUUAUUGAUCCAAAUACCAUGGGGAUAUAUGCGACUUGCAAUAGAGGUAGAGAGCUUGGAUGCAGAAAAGAAUUGGUGAACCUAUUGUCUGAGAAGAUUGACAAAUUGUAUCCAGACUGGGAAAAACACGUCGAGGAAGAAGAAGUCGAAGCAAAUGACGAAGAUCGUAAAAACUCAGAAGAGAAAACGGCCGAUACUAAAGAAUUGUCGGUAGAAGAUCAAAUCAAGCAAGAAUUGGAUGAAAUGAAGGGCCCUCAAGGUCGAAAGAAGUCUGUGCAUCCAUUACUUCACCCAAUGGAACUUGGAUGUGAGUGCCUUGUGUUUGUUAAGGUCCGUAAGCCAGCUGUCCCUGUUGAAUUAGUGCAGUCAUUGUGCGAAGAAGCCACACUCACUAAGCAAAAGAAUACUAGAUUCACCCAGAAAUUGACCCCAAUUACAUUCUCAGUUUCUGCAUCGAUGGAGGAGCUCACCAAGUUGGCGGAAAAGGUAUUGAAGCCACACUUUCAUGCAGAAGAUCAGGUCCCAGUCAAAUUUGCCAUACAAGUCACCAGAAGAAACUUCAACAGUCUAGAAAAAGAUGACAUAAUAAAACAAGUGGCAACUUCUGUUGGUAGAGAAAAUGGACAUACUGUUGAUUUGAAAAACUACGAUAAACUCAUCAUGGUGGAGUGCUUUAAAAACAAUAUAGGUAUGAGUGUUGUCAGCGACUUCAAAAAGUACGAAAAGUUCAAUUUGCAACAGAUUUUUGAGAAGGACAUGGGCGAAUCGACUUUAUCCAGAGUGUCCAACCAAAGCUAGCUCAGGAUAAUGUUUAGUUCACAAUGAUAUUGUAUUGAUAUAGCUUAAAUAUUUUAAAACGAGAGUUUCUCAAUGUAUUCUCCGGCAACUU